AUGAUUGAAAUCCCACCCGAGAUUGUAGCUGGGUGGCCAGCUCCAAACUACGCAAACCCCGAGACGAAAGGGCCAGCUCUGCCAACGAUUGUUCUUCUUUUCUUCGCAUUAGCAGCCGUUGCUCUAAGCGUGGGUUUGUAUGACAAACUCAAAAUAUCUCGACGGUUCUUUGCUGAGGAUUACCUGAUCAUACUCGCAAUGGUUCCGACUACAGUAGUCACAAUUAUUGUCCUGCUGUCCAAAUGGAAAUACUUAAUCGACAGGCAUACAUGGAAUUUACCUCCACAGUAUUUCAGACCAGCAAACAUCAUGACUACUGUCGAUUUUGUUUUUUUCGCCCUGGCAUCAACAUUUGUCCGGCUAUCGUUUCUUGCCUUCUACCGCCGCCUUGUUACCCAUACAAAGGCUCAAUUUUACAAGUGUACCAUUUACUUUACAAUGUUUGUCACCUCUGGGUUGGCAGUAGCGUGCAUAUUUGCGCUAGUAUUUCGAUGCAGCCCAGUCAAAGCCGCGUAUGAUUUCAAUCCGCCAUCAUUUUACCCUGACUAUCCGUACCACUGCACAAACCGUGAAAUGAUCCUUUUUACUGGGAGUCUCAUCGCAACUAUCUUGGAUUUUUGGAUCAUGUUGAUUCCAAUCCCAUUGGCGUGGCAGUUGGAUCUACCUCUAAAGCAACGCCUUGGGGUCCUGGGAAUGUUUCUUCUUGGCCUUCUUAUCUGCACUUGCGGGGCCGUUAAAACCAGAUACCUCUAUAUCCUUUUUUCAACCUAUGAUGAGAUCUGGGUUUCAACCCCAAUUUGGAUUCUGUCGGCGCUGGAACUUCACGUUGGAAUCUUAUGCUUUUCUGCACCUUCCAUCCGCAUAGUAGUGCGAGAGCAUAUAAAACGUUUCCAUGACUAUAUAUCGUCUACUUUUUUCCCCUAUGUUCUAUAUACCUGCGGGUAA
Messenger RNA from Aspergillus pseudotamarii, 945 nucleotides. RefSeq lists its product as uncharacterized. Bases 1 to 945 code for a protein of 314 amino acids. Lineage: Eukaryota; Fungi; Ascomycota; Eurotiomycetes; Eurotiales; Aspergillaceae. The record is from RefSeq and is a predicted model, not a curated record. The transcript is spliced from 4 exons.